AUGAUUGCCAACGAUAAUAAGCACUGGGACGAAGACAGUGAGCGACGUGCUUACAAUGAUCGGAUCAGUCGUAUGCGGAAGAUCGAGUACCCAAUGCUUGAAGAUCUGACGUACCUCGAUCAUGGCGGCACGACGCUCGCACCCAAGUCUUUACUCAAGUCCUUCUGCGACGAGAUGCAAAGCACUCUCCUCGCCAAUCCUCACUCUGAUUCAUCCAACCCGAGUGUGACUGCCGUCAUGGUAGAGCAAACCCGGCUUGCUGUCUUAAAGAUGUUCAGCGCAGACCCCGUUCACUUUGAUGUUGUCUUCACCGCUAAUGCCACCGGUGCCAUCAAGAACAUGAACGGCGAGCGACUUCCGCUGGAUUGGACAGGCAAGCUACGCUUGUCGUUACACCAUCCGAACUCAUACUCUCUGCUUGACGUAGCAGCCUUGGUAUCCACGACCCCAAUCGACUUGAGCAACCAUCUCUUCGCCCCCGACUUCAUCUCGUUAUCCUUCUACAAGAUCUUUGGGUUCCCUGAUCUCGGUGCUCUGAUUGUCCGGAAGGCGGCUGGCCAUGUGUUCGAUCACCGGAAGUACUUCGGCGGCGGCACGACAGAGAUGACAACCUGCCUUGGAGAAUCAUGGGUAGCCCGCAAGGACUCUAGCCUCCACGCACGGUUAGAGGACGGGACGAUCGCUUUCCGGAAUAUUCUUGCUCUGAAGUGUGCUAUAACGACUCAUCGCGCGUUGUUCGGCGGGCUUGAACAAGUCUCGAUACACGCUAGGUGGCUUGCUAGCAUCCUUCACGAUCGUUUGACGAGCAUGAUGCACUACAAUGGUGCACCAGUAUGCCAAGUAUAUAAGUCGAUAGACUCUGACUAUCAAAAUGCGCAAAGACAAGGGCCGACAAUAGCUUUCAACAUACAGAGAAGCAAUGGCGCAUACAUCGGCCCGUGGCACGUUGGAGCGUUCCUCAGGGCGAGUAGGAUCCACGUUCGCACGGGCAACGUGUGCAAUCCUGCAGGUAUGGCAUGUGCGCUGGGUGUAGAGGCUGGAUGGAUACGGGGUGCGUUCGACGCAGGUCUUCGAUGCAAUACGGAGGCCGAUGUUGUGGACGGAGUGCCUUUUGGGAUAGUCAGGGUGACCCUGGGGGCCAUGAGUACCUUGGAAGAUGUUGAAACGCUCGUGAGCUGUCUUUCGCGGAACGUCGUAGAACAACAGGGGCUCCUCCAAGAGACUGCGCAGGUUGGUGAUAAGAGCAAGGAGUGGGUAGAAGAGUCUAGAAGUCCCUCCGCUGUCUCGGAGAUGACUACGACCCGGAUAGACCCCUCCUCCCUAGGUCAUGGGGAGCAUACGACCACAUUGAAGAACCCGAGGAGCUUGAUUUCGUGGCUGAGGAGGAGGAAAAGGUUGUAUCCGCGCUUUCAUGGGAGAAGGCACAUUGGUUGA
This is a messenger RNA of Alternaria triticimaculans, 1434 nucleotides long. RefSeq lists its product as uncharacterized. Gene Ontology annotation, biological process: molybdopterin cofactor metabolic process. Gene Ontology annotation, molecular function: molybdenum cofactor sulfurtransferase activity. The record is from RefSeq and is a predicted model, not a curated record. The transcript has 3 exons. Lineage: Eukaryota; Fungi; Ascomycota; Dothideomycetes; Pleosporales; Pleosporaceae. Bases 1 to 1434 code for a protein of 477 amino acids.